This is a messenger RNA of Cladophialophora psammophila CBS 110553, 858 nucleotides long. RefSeq lists its product as uncharacterized. The record is from RefSeq and is a predicted model, not a curated record. Bases 1 to 858 code for a protein of 285 amino acids. NCBI's taxonomy places the organism in Eukaryota, Fungi, Ascomycota, Eurotiomycetes, Chaetothyriales, Herpotrichiellaceae. Gene Ontology annotation, cellular component: plasma membrane. Gene Ontology annotation, molecular function: acetate transmembrane transporter activity. The transcript has 6 exons.
AUGGCGACGAACGGAUUAGAAAACGACAAUAUUACCAAUGGCAACACCUCCCUUGAGCCUAUCCACCCAGCCGGGUCUCACGACCAACACAAUGACUACCUGACUCGUUACGAGACCACCUCCAAGAUGAUGCCCAGGGAUGAAUUCGCAUCGAUGUACCUUACCCCGUACACUGCACGACUCGGUCAUCUCCGGAGCACAUUCGCAAACCCUACGCCGAUGCCAUUGAUGGGAUUCCUAAUCGCUGCUCUGCCGUUGGGGUGUAAUCUCAUGGAAUGGAGAGGCUCCGGGGGCCAAGGGGCUGCUCUUAUUGGCACGUUCUUUUUCUUCGGGGGCCUCCUUCAGCUGCUGGGCGCUGUUUUGGAAUGGAUUAUCGGCAACACCUUUCCGUUCAUUGUUUUCGCCUGUUACGGUGCGUUCUGGUUGGCACUAGGAGCUACGCUCCAACCUGACUUCAACGCCCAAACCUUCUACCUCACCCAGCCAGACGGCAUUUCAGAGUUUUAUUCGAGCUAUGCUUUCUUCUUCCUCGCCAUGGCCCUCGUCACCUUCUUCUUCCUGGUCGCAUCCCUGCGAACCAACAUCACCUUUGCCUUGGUGUUCUUCUUUAUCGACCUUGCAUUUAUUAUGCUGAUGGCGUGCUAUUGGACACUUGCGGACGGCAAAGUGAACACUGCACGUAAGUGCCAAAAAGCUGCUGGGGCAUUCGUAUUCGUCUUCUCCAUCUUGGGCUGGUACCUCUUCUUCACACUGAUACUCCAGUCCGUGGAUUUCCCAAUCAAACUUCCGCUCGGAGACCUCAGCACGAAAAUCCCGGGCGCUUCGGAGAAGAAGAAAGAACCGACUCCCAAAGCUUAG